AAUCAUGUGAUCUUAGCUCAGAGGUAUUGUAUAACUAGGUAAGAGUAUAUAAUGGUCGAUCUUGUUAGACUGGUUGCCUACCUUGUGCGACAAUCCAGUCUCAUCAAUUAUAUUGAUUACCAACUGAACAAAUUACAGCACUUCGAAGGCACCACAGGCAGUGUUGUAGCUGUUGCAUGUUCAGCUACCUUGUUGCUCUCGCGCUGUAGAGCCUUCCUUUGUUUUUUUUAAUUUUUCAAUAAAAUCUUUAACCUUUUUCUUCAAAAAAAACACAAUUAACCUUUCAAAACAGCUAGGAUGACAGAUUUGUGUGACUGAACUUUAAGCCGGCUGCAACAAGAUAAAAGUCCCAAUUAGAGCUUGUGUUAUUGUAUCCUAACUUCACAUUGUUCCCUACUGUCUUUUUUUAUACUUUCUUUUUAUCUAUUUGCCGAAUCGCUACUGUCGUUUUCCAUGAACAAGGUUGUAGUUCUUGUAGCUCUUGCUGCUUCACUUGGAAACCUGUUGCAAGGAUGGGGGAAUGCCACAAUUGCGGGAUCGCUUCUUUAUAUUAAGAAGGAAUUCAAUUUAGAAAACGAACCUAAGGUAGAGGGUUUGAUCGUAGUUAUGUCUCUUGUCGGAGCAGCAAUUAUUACAACAUGUUCUGGGUCGAUAGCAGAUAGCCUUGGCCGACGUUCAGUUCUCAUGCUCUCAUCAGUUCUUUAUUUUCUUAGUGGUUUAAUCAUGUUUUGGACUCCCAAUGUUUAUGUCCUCCUCUUGGCUAGACUUGUUAAUGGAUUCGCCAUUGGUCUGUCUGUGACUAUUGUUCCUGUUUAUAUAUCUGAAACGUCUCCUCCUGAAAUAAGGGGAUUACUAAACACUCUUCCACAGUUUACUGGCUCUGGUGGAUUGUUCUUGUCCUACUGUAUGGUCUUUGGUAUGUCAUUGAGGACUGCUCCAAGCUGGAGGUUGAUGCUUGGGGUUCUAUCUGUCCCUUCUCUCUUUUAUUUUGCAUUUACCGUGUUUUUCUUGCCUGAAUCUCCAAGUUGGCUUGUGAGUCAAGGGAAAACGCUCGAGGCUAAACAUGUUUUGCAGAAGUUACGCGGCAAGAAAGAUGUCUCAGGUGAGAUGGCUUUGCUGGUUGAAGGAAUUGGAUUCCGGGAAGAUGUUAAGUACAAUGUAGUUGUGUCUACUGAUUUCGGUGACAAUCACAAAGAUGCAACCGCAGCAGUGGCUAAGUCCGAUGACAAUUUGGAGAGCCCUUUGCUCUUGCCUCAUCAAAUAGUGCCUAUUACAUGUACAAUGGCUCGUCCAUAUGAAUCAGUUCUGAAAGGGCCAAGGCUGAGUGAGCUCUUAGAACCAGGAGUUAGGCAUGCUUUAAUAGUUGGGAUAGGGCUUCAAUUGUUCCAGCAGUUUUCCGGUAUAAAUGGUGUGCUCUACUAUACACCUCAGAUACUAGAGCAGUCAGGUGUUGCAGUUCUACUUUCCAACAUGGGCAUUGGCUCUGAUUCCACAUCUCUUCUUGUUAGUGGCAUCACAACCUUGUUGAUGCUUCCUUGCAUAGCCGUCACCAUGAGGCUCAUGGAUAUUUCAGGCAGAAGGGUUUUAUUGCUAAAUACAAUCCUUGUUAUGACCAUGGCUCUUGUAAUUCUUAUCAUCGCCAACAUCAACAUGAAGAUAAAUUCUGUUAUUUGUGCUUUGCUAUCAACUGUGGGUGUUGUAGUUUACAUAUGUAGCUUUGUAAUGGGAUUUGGUCCAAUCCCAAACAUACUCUGCUCCGAGAUAUUUUCUACCAGAGUUCGUGGUCUUAGUAGCGCAAUAUGUUCCCUCGCAUAUUGGACCGGAGACAUCACCGUCACUUACACUUUCCCCGUGUUGCUGAAUUCCAUUGGUCUUGCUGGUGUAUUUAGUGUGUAUGCUGUUGUUUGUAUCAUAUCUUGGGUUUUUGUGUUUCUUAAAGUACCUGAAACUAAAGGUAUGCCCCUUGAGUUAAUAAGCCAACUGUUCAUAGUUAUGCAACAAAAAUAGUUGACAAGAACAACUGUACUGUAAAAUAGUUAUGAUAAGACAAUUCUUAGCACCAUAUAAGUUUGUGAUUAGUCCAAUGUGCGCAGUUCUUUUAUCUUCACAUUGUAAAUUCCUAGGGUGUAGUUUGUGUUGCAUGCCACAUGCAACACCGUCCAAGUCAUCCAGACAAGACAACGCUUAUCCGGCAUCUCCCAAAUUCUACUAAAAGUUUGACAUCUGCAUUCAUGCUUAA
Messenger RNA from Papaver somniferum (opium poppy), 2239 nucleotides. RefSeq names its product monosaccharide-sensing protein 2-like. Bases 454 to 2007 code for a protein of 517 amino acids. Gene Ontology annotation, biological process: transmembrane transport. The transcript is spliced from 5 exons. Lineage: Eukaryota; Viridiplantae; Streptophyta; Magnoliopsida; Ranunculales; Papaveraceae. Gene Ontology annotation, cellular component: membrane. Gene Ontology annotation, molecular function: myo-inositol:proton symporter activity. The record is from RefSeq and is a predicted model, not a curated record.